AUGAUUGGUAGUAAUCGAAUAAUUGGCUCAAUUCUGCUGCUUUUUUAUUAAAUUGCUGACAAACAAUCUUUUUAAUUAAUAAUAAAAACCAAAAAAUUUAGAAAAGUCCUAAAAUUUGUGAAAAAUAUCAAGAAAAAAAAAAUAUUAAAGCAAUAAAUUAAUAUAUUAUCUUCCUCACACAAAUCACCAAAUCAACUCCUCACACUGCUAACUAAACUAGACAAAAUGCAAUACAUCUAGAGUCAAAACAAUUACGCCUCAUCAUAUGGCCAUUUCCCCGUUUAUACUUCAGCUUCAAGCAGAUAUUUCUAAGACAUGAAUCUAAUUCUCGAACGUAGUGAAGAGGGUGGAGCUAUUUAUUUAGGAAAUUUAGAAGCAGCUAGUAACGUAGAGUAUUUAAAGCGUCACAAUAUUGGAGCUGUCCUUACAGUUGCUGGAGGUACAGGCUUACGCUAUAAUAUCCAUGACAUUCCUAUGCAUGAAAUUAUUAAUGCUGAUGAUGCUCUUUAUUAGGACUUAUCUCAAUACUUCAGUAGAAUGAUUAACUUUAUUGAAAAUGCUCGCCAAAGAACAAAUAUUUUGAUACAUUGCUAUGCUGGUAUUUCUCGUUCAGUCACUGCACUAGUUGCUUAUUUAAUGCAAAAGAAAGGAUGGGCUUAUGAGCGUACACUUUCAUUCGUUCGUUCUAAAAGAAGCAUAGCAAAUCCCAAUCCAUCAUUUGUCAGACAGCUAAAGAAGUAUGAAGGUUAACUCAAAUUAUACUCAAGAGGCUUAAGUUCAUCAAAUAGUCACUAAGAUGUUUUGUUCGGUCAUUCAACCACCCCAACUGCUGCAAAUAGGACAAGGUAAGUUAUUGAUGAGCUCUUUGAUACUCCCAAUAAAAGGGCUGCAAGUAGCUAUGGAUCAAGAAACUCUGUUUAGAACUCUUACUAAACCUCAUAUCCUCAAGCCAAAAGUCAUAUAAAUUCAAUUUAUUCAACUUCUUCAAGUAUGAGUACAACCCUAACUUCUCACCAAUAACCUUCCGUUAGCAGAGUUUUGUUUAAUACUCCAUAAACUUAUACACCCUCCUACGCAAAGUACUCUUCUACACCUUCACCUAUAUUCUCAUCUGCCAACAAAAAUAAUUUAUAUUUAAGCAGAGUAGCUUCUUAGACUCAUUCUCGUCCUUUUUACUCUAAGAUGAUUUAUUGA
This is a messenger RNA of Tetrahymena thermophila SB210, 1194 nucleotides long. RefSeq names its product dual specificity protein phosphatase. The record is from RefSeq and is a predicted model, not a curated record. The transcript has 2 exons. Gene Ontology annotation, cellular component: cytoplasm. Gene Ontology annotation, biological process: negative regulation of MAPK cascade; protein dephosphorylation. Gene Ontology annotation, molecular function: protein tyrosine/threonine phosphatase activity; MAP kinase tyrosine/serine/threonine phosphatase activity. NCBI's taxonomy places the organism in Eukaryota, Ciliophora, Oligohymenophorea, Hymenostomatida, Tetrahymenidae.